Molecule: messenger RNA, 1160 nt
Organism: Aspergillus sclerotioniger CBS 115572
Lineage: Eukaryota; Fungi; Ascomycota; Eurotiomycetes; Eurotiales; Aspergillaceae
Product: Aldo/keto reductase
Exons: 1
Coding region: 437-1159 (240 amino acids)
Cellular component (GO): cytoplasm
Source: RefSeq, a predicted model, not a curated record
GUUUUUCAGGUGGUUCUUCAUACAAACUACAGCAUUUACUUAUCAAUUCAAUCACUUCACUGAAAGCAAACAAUGGCCGCCCUCAAACUCCCGACUCGCCCACUGGGUAAAAAUGGUCCUCUCCUGCCGCGCAUCGGCCUCGGACUCAUGGGCGCCAGUGGUACAUAUGGCCAGGCCCUCCCGGACGCUGAACACCUAGCCUUUCUGGACGAGGCAUACAAAAGAGGAGAAACUUUUUGGGACACAGGUACGCUUGAUACAUGAUACAUGCCCAACAGAGCAUCGUCUGACGAUCGCAGCGGACAAAUACGACGGAUCCGAAAGUCUGCUGGGCAAAUGGUUUGCCCAGAACCCUGACAAGCGCAAGGACAUCUUCCUAGCCACCAAGUUUGGUAUCCUUGCCAACACCGACGCAAACGACGGUUGGAAGUUCCGGAUGGACUCAUCCCCCGAAUACUGCCGCGCGGCGCUGGACAAAUCAUUGGAGCGCCUGGGACUGCCGUAUGUGGAUUUGUACUACGUCCACCGCUUAGACAAGGUCACGCCGAUUGAAAAGACCAUGGAAGCCAUGGUCGCCCUCAAGCAGGAGGGCAAGAUCAAGUACCUUGGUCUGAGCGAGUGCAGUGCCGACUCGCUGCGCCGGGCGCAUGCCGUGCACCCAAUCACGUGCGUACAGGUGGAAUAUAGCAUCUUCUGCCUGGAUAUUGAGUCCCCGAAGUUCCAGCUGCUGCAGGUUGCGCGCGAGCUAGGGGUUGCCAUCGUGGCGUACAGUCCGCUCGGAAACGGCAUCCUCAGCGGGGCGAUUCGGUCGCGGGAUGACGUGAGUAAGCCAGGGGAUGUCCGAGGCGUGCUGCCGUGGCUCAGAGAGGGAAAUAUCGAGAAGAACAUAGCCGUGGUGGACCAGCUUACCGAGAUCGCCAAAGGAAAGGGGGUCACCACGGCCCAACUGGCGCUGGCGUGGUUGUUCGCUCAAGGAGAUGAUAUCUUUGCCAUUCCUGGGACACGCAAGAUCCAUCGGCUGGAGGAAAACCUGGCCAGUCUCAGUUUUGACUUGUCGACGGAGGAGGACCAGGCAAUCCGUCGGUUGGCGCAGACUGUUGCGGGUGGGCGCUUCCAGGCCUUGACCGGAUAUGACUUUGGCAAUACUCCGCAGUUGUAGA